Andrographis paniculata is the source of this 1401-nucleotide messenger RNA. Its product is annotated as probable WRKY transcription factor 53. The transcript is spliced from 3 exons. The record is from RefSeq and is a predicted model, not a curated record. Gene Ontology annotation, molecular function: DNA-binding transcription factor activity; transcription cis-regulatory region binding. NCBI's taxonomy places the organism in Eukaryota, Viridiplantae, Streptophyta, Magnoliopsida, Lamiales, Acanthaceae. Bases 223 to 1260 code for a protein of 345 amino acids. Gene Ontology annotation, cellular component: nucleus. Gene Ontology annotation, biological process: regulation of DNA-templated transcription.
CUCUCUCUCUCUCUCUCUCUCUCUCUUAUAUAUAUAUAUAUGAACCCCUAGCAGCAAGCAAGCUAUAAUAUCCCAACAUAACAAACACCUCCAACUCUCUCCACUGUUAUAGCUGGAGGCUUCCCAUCUAACAUAUAUGAACAAGCAAUUCCUCUGAGAGUAGACCACCACACCAUUGAAAACAAAACAAAAAAAAAAGAAAAGAAAAGAAAAGAAAAAGAAAUGGAGAGUGCACUUACCUGGGAAUACAUGUCACUGGUGAAUGAGCUGACGCAGGGAAUGGAGAGGGCAAAUCAGCUCCGGCUCCACUUGUCGUCCACGUCUCCCUCCGAAGCCCAUCACCUUCUUCUGCAGAGAAUAUUGUCUUCUUACGAGAAGGCUCUCAUGAUCCUCAAAUGGAAGGGAUCAGAGAGGGAGGCAGCAUCUGCUGUCCUGGAGGGUUCCGUUUCCGUCGACGGGAGUCCCAAAAGUGAUGACUUGAACAAGAAUUUCAAGGACCAUCAUCAGGAAUUCGGUGCCGUCAAGAAGAGGAAGCUUCAGCCCACGUGGACAGAACAAGUGAGGGUUAAUUCGGACAAUGGGCUCGAAGGGCCAAUCGAUGACGGAUACAGCUGGAGGAAAUAUGGACAGAAGGACAUCUUGGGUGCCAAGUAUCCAAGGAGCUAUUAUAGAUGCACAUACCGCAUGGUUCAAAACUGCUGGGCAACUAAGCAGGUGCAGAGAUCCGAUGAGGACCCAACCGUGUUUGACCUCACGUAUAAAGGGACACACACAUGCAACCAGUCAACUACUGCAGUCGCAGUGCCGCCUCCGCCAGCAUCCCCUGAAAAGAAAGAAAGCAAACUACAAAACCAGACUCUAAUGAACUUGAAAGCUAACCUCAAGGUUAGCACCGACAACUUGGAUGACAAGGGAGCACCGUCUUCCUUCUCUUUCUCAUCAACAAAUGCAUGCCGGGACAACACAGCAAACCAAUAUUUUCCUCUUACCAGUCUUCCCUACGACAAUCACCUGGGAGCAUACUCUCCAUUAUUUUUAUCUCCUGCAACGCCCGAGUCUAAUUACCUUUCUACAGCAACCCACCAACUUAAAAGCCUUGGAGGGACUCAAAACUAUCAACACUCGGAAUCUGAUGUUGCAGAAAUAAUCUCAGCCAAUGCAUCAACAAGCAAUUCUCCUAUAGGAGGCAUGGAGUUCCCAUUAGAUCGGCUAGAGCUAGACCCAAGCUUCCCGUUCGACACUGAAGGAUUUUUCACAUAAUAUAGCUUUAAGAGCUGGCAACGUUAAGAUAUAUAUAUAUAUAUGUUCUGCAGCUAUGAUCGUUUAUCUAGGCAUCUAAUAUAAUUUUAAAAGUGAGGAACAAAUAAUCUGUAAAUACCGAAUUUGCAGAUUGCAGCUGAA